UCGUGGGUUUGCCUGCUACUAAGAUUAGCCAAACCCACGGAAUGUCAAAGGUUACACCGUCUGAAUAAAUACAGGUCAUCUGGCACCAGACGGGUGUCACAGACUAUCCAGACCUCCUCUGCCUCCAUUUGGGAGUAUCUCUUGCUCACUUCAUCCAAAGACACGAGUCAAGAUGCCUCACGCUUACCCAUUCCUCACUCCAGAGCAGAAGAAGGAGCUGAGCGAUAUUGCUCAGAGGAUUGUUGCCCCUGGCAAAGGCAUUCUUGCUGCGGAUGAGUCUACAGGUAGCGUGGCCAAGCGGUUCCAGAGCAUCAAUGCUGAGAACACCGAGGAGAACAGGAGGCUGUACCGUCAGCUUCUGUUCACCGCAGACGACCGCGUCAAGCCCUGCAUCGGUGGCGUCAUUCUCUUCCACGAGACCCUCUACCAGAAGACCGAUGAUGGCAAACUUUUCUCCCAGCUCCUUAAGGAGAGGGGCAUGGUAGUUGGCAUCAAAGUGGACAAGGGUGUGGUUCCCCUGGCUGGCACUAAUGGAGAGACCACCACACAAGGUCUGGAUGGGCUGUAUGAGCGUUGCGCUCAGUAUAAGAAAGAUGGGGCGGACUUUGCUAAAUGGAGGUGUGUGCUGAAGAUCACCCCCACAACUCCUUCAAGACUGGCCAUCAUUGAGAACGCCAAUGUGCUCGCCCGUUAUGCUAGCAUCUGCCAGAUGCAUGGUAUUGUGCCCAUCGUGGAGCCUGAGAUUCUGCCUGAUGGUGACCAUGACCUGAAGAGGUGCCAGUAUGUGACCGAGAAGGUUCUGGCUGCUGUGUACAAGGCCCUGUCAGACCACCAUGUCUACCUGGAGGGCACUCUGCUCAAACCCAACAUGGUGACCGCCGGGCAUUCGUGCUCCCAGAAGAACGCCCCUCAGGAGGUUGCCAUGGCGACUGUCACAGCUCUUCGCCGCACUGUUCCUCCCGCUGUGCCCGGUAUUACCUUCCUGUCUGGAGGUCAGAGUGAGGAGGAGGCCACACUCAACCUGAAUGCCAUAAACCAGUGUCCUCUGCACAAGCCCUGGGCUCUGACUUUCUCCUACGGUCGUGCCCUGCAGGCCUCUGCCCUCAAAGCCUGGGGUGGCAAGAAGGAGAAUGGCAAGGCCUGCCAGGAGGAGUUCGUAAAGAGAGCUCUCAACAACAGCCAGGCCUGUGUUGGGAAGUAUGUGUCAUCAGGAGAUAAGGGUGCUGCUGCUGGAGAGUCUCUCUUUGUGGCCAACCAUGCCUAUUAAUCACCAGGAAGCCUUUUACAUUUCAAUCCUCAUCUUAUUCCUAAAGAAUUAAUGAACCUGAACGCAUCAUUUGACCCAUUCCCUUAUUCUUUCUAGUGUUUGUUACUUCCAUGUGUGAAACAAAACUAUGAAACUAAGAGAUAAUACUUAAAAGAAUAAUGGUAAUUUAAUAAUACUGUUUUUGCCCUAAUCUGCUCCCCUCUUCCUCCUUUUAGUAACACUCCCAUGUGUUGUAAUGUUUAUCUCUCUAGAGAAACGUUGCUCUUGUACUCGUAGUACUUAUAACUGUAUUUGACUUGCACAAAGCACAUAUACCUUUUAGUGGUAUAUUAUUAUUAUUGUUGUUAUUGUUUAAUAUGAUACACACUGGGGAAAAAUAACAUUAAAGUAUCUUUCACAGCUAA
This is a messenger RNA of Labeo rohita (rohu), 1671 nucleotides long. RefSeq names its product aldolase a, fructose-bisphosphate, a (gene aldoaa). The record is from RefSeq and is a predicted model, not a curated record. Lineage: Eukaryota; Metazoa; Chordata; Actinopteri; Cypriniformes; Cyprinidae. Gene Ontology annotation, biological process: fructose 1,6-bisphosphate metabolic process; glycolytic process. Bases 173 to 1267 code for a protein of 364 amino acids. The transcript has 7 exons. Gene Ontology annotation, cellular component: cytosol. Gene Ontology annotation, molecular function: fructose-bisphosphate aldolase activity.